AUGACUACAACUGACACUACAGGGCACAGAGCCUUGGAAGAAGCUAUUGAUGAUUCCUCCGCCACAGAGGUGAGUCGGAAGAAGUUGGCAACGAAGCAAGAGGAACUCCUUGUAUCUGAGAUUGUCUUGACGUUCUUCACCAUUAUCAAGUACAUACUCAUGUAUUCCUUUCUAUGGAUGCACUUCGGAGAAAGAAGUACACUAUUCAAGGCCUUCACGAUAUUCCAUAUGGCAGAUGUAUCGUCCCUCAUAUAUCUCAUUUUUAUUUGGGCGUCUCCGAGACGAAGCCGGGGUCUAUUAGGAGCACAAGCAUUACUCGCCAUUGAUAAUUUUGGCCAUUUCGUUCUCUUGUGCCAUGAAGUUGAUAAAGCCACUGACCCUUACGAUGGAGUUGUAGUACAACUAUGUUUCACCUUGGCGUUAUUCCUUGUCAAUCUGAUCCUUAUCGUUGUAAACAUGGGUAAUCUUUAUGACUUCCUACGUCUUCGAGACAAGAUUGUGCUUACCACAAAGGUAAGAAAGCCCAUGGAGGUACCAGAAAAAGCUAUUAUCGAGUCUCUUCAGCGUGCUUACAUUCCCACAUAG
This is a messenger RNA of Candidozyma pseudohaemuli, 585 nucleotides long. RefSeq lists its product as uncharacterized. The record is from RefSeq and is a predicted model, not a curated record. Bases 1 to 585 code for a protein of 194 amino acids. NCBI's taxonomy places the organism in Eukaryota, Fungi, Ascomycota, Pichiomycetes, Serinales, Metschnikowiaceae. The transcript is spliced from 2 exons.